Molecule: messenger RNA, 2526 nt
Organism: Bubalus bubalis (water buffalo)
Lineage: Eukaryota; Metazoa; Chordata; Mammalia; Artiodactyla; Bovidae
Gene: CERKL
Product: ceramide kinase like
Exons: 13
Coding region: 453-2375 (640 amino acids)
Molecular function (GO): kinase activity
Source: RefSeq, a predicted model, not a curated record
AGAGCCGGACACGACUGAGCGACUUCACUUUCUGUCUUUCCCUUUCUCCUUUAACGUUAAAUUUGUUAGAACGCAAUUUUGUCUAUUUGAACCAGGGACUGACUGAUCUUUGGCUUUCUCUCAGGGUUUUGGGGAUUGAGUUUUCUGUUACGAGCUGCAUAUAGAUCAGCUAACUCCUGAGGGCAUGCAAGCCUGGUUAUAAAGCACGACCUCUGCAUUCCCGGGGAGCCCGCGGGAAACCAGGUGAAAAAACAGAGGGCUAUGUCCUUGCAAUUCAAAGUGUGUUCCGAGGGUCAGCAGCAUCACCUGGGAGCUUCCUAAAAACGGCGUCGGGGACAUAGACCCAGACCAAUUCACUAAGAAUCUGCAUUUUAACAAGAUGCCGGGGGUGGGGGCCGGGAGUACGCCAAGUCCACGUUUGAGAAGCGCCGGCCUAUAUACUUCGGCGGGUAAUGUAUGAGCAAAAUCUCAAGGAACUACAGAGACUAGGCGGAGGGAGCCACUUAUUCCUCUUCCAGGACUGGGGUCCUUUCAUAGAGAGUCGCAGCGGCGGGAGGCUGGCGGGCCCAGGUGCCGGACUAGGUCACGGCAGCCCCGCCUGCCCGCCCCGCCUCCCUCCCGGGUUUCUGCCCGGCGCUCGGUUGCUGUGGCAGCGCGGGACGCCGCCAGAACCCCGGCGGCCGCGGUCUCCACCUCCUUCCUCGGAGGCCUCCGCGGGACCCCGGCUCGGGCUCAGCCCGCGCUCCGCCAUGCCCCGGGGGAGGCGCGGGGGCCGGGUGGGCGCCCUGGAGGGCGGCCGGGAGGAGGAGGCGCCCCCGGCGGCGGUUGCCGUGCGGUCGGCGCAGUGGGCGUCCGGGCAGCAGCCCGAGGCGGCGGCCGAGCUGAUUCUGCUCCGGGGCAUCUUCGAGAUCGGGAGGGACAGCUGCGACGUGGUGCUGAGCGAGCGGGCCCUGAGGUGGCAGCCCAUCCGACCCGAGCGUCUCACAGGUGAUUCCAAGUAUGAUUUUCUACAUAAAGAAGAAUUUGUUGAACUCAAGGACAUAUUCUCUGUCAAACUGAAACGGCGUUGUUCAAUUAAACAGCAGAGAAGUGGUACUUUAUUAGGAAUCACUCUCUUCAUAUGUUUGAAAAAGGAACAAAAUAAAUUAAAGGAUUCUACACUUGAUCUUAUUAAUUUAAGUGAAGACCACUGUGACAUAUGGUUUAGACAGUUCAAGAAAAUUUUGGCAGGUUUUUCAAACAGACCAAAGUCAUUAAAAAUACUCCUUAACCCCCAAAGCCACAAAAAAGAAGCUACUCAGGUCUAUUAUGAAAAGGUUGAACCACUGUUGAAGAUUGCAGGAAUAAAGACUGACGUAACAAUAACAGAAUAUGAAGGGCAUGCCCUGUCACUACUCAAAGAAUGUGAACUACAGGGAUUUGAUGGUGUGGUAUGUGUUGGUGGAGAUGGAUCUGCCAGUGAAGUAGCCCAUGCUUUGCUUCUUAGAGCCCAGAAGAAUGCGGGCUUGGAAACAGACAGCAUCCUGACUCCUGUCAGAGCGCAGCUUCCGCUUGGUGUGAUACCAGCAGGAUCUACUAAUGUAUUGGCACAUUCUCUCCAUGGAGUUUCUCAUGUGGUAACUGCAACUUUGCACAUUAUAAUGGGGUAUGUACAGCCGGUCGACGUCUGUACCUUCAGCACCAUUGGCAAGUUUCUUCGCUUUGGGUUCUCAGCCAUGUUUGGCUUUGGUGGAAGAGCUUUGGCUGUGGCAGAAAAUCAUCGAUGGAUGUCCCCUAACCAGCGGAUGGAUUUUGCUAUCAUGAAGGCACUGGCAAAACUAAAGCCAGAAGAAUGUGAAAUAUCAUUUUUACCAUUUAACAGCUCUCAGGAUUUAGAAGAAAGGAGGGCACAAGGAUAUCCCAAAUCUGAUUGUAAUGAUCAGUGGCAAAUGAUCCAGGGUCAGUUCUUGAAUGUCAGCAUUAUGGCAAUUCCAUGCCAGUGUUCAGUGGCACCUAGAGGCUUGGCACCUAAUACCAGAUUAAAUAAUGGAAGCAUGGCUCUUAUAACUGCACGAAACACUUCUCGACCGGAAUUUAUAAAACACCUGAAAAGAUAUGCAAGUAUUAAAAACCAGUUCAAUUUUCCAUUUGUUGAUACUUAUACUGUUGAAGAAGUAAAAGUUUGCCCAAAGAGUAACAGCAGUGGACACCAUCCAGAGGAAGGUCAUGGACCACACGAAACUGCUUCAGGAAACUGUUUCCCUUGGAAUGUAGAUGGUGAUUUAAUGCAAGUUGCAUCAGAGGUCCAUGUUAGAGUACACCCAAGACUUAUCAAUCUUUAUGGAAGAAGCAUGGAAGAAAUGAAUGAUUCCAAAGUAACAUGUAGUUGUUUAUAAGAGGAAUGUGGAAGCUAGAAUUUUAAUAUGAAAGGAUAUGUUAUAUUUUAAUUAAUCAGAUAUUUUAAUAAGGAAAAAAAUCUCUAUUUUGAAAAGAAAUUAAAAUUGCUAUUUUUUGUUACUAAAAUUAGCUUCUAAACUUAAAAAUAUA